Molecule: messenger RNA, 869 nt
Organism: Cryptomeria japonica (Japanese cedar)
Lineage: Eukaryota; Viridiplantae; Streptophyta; Pinopsida; Cupressales; Cupressaceae
Exons: 3
Coding region: 141-539 (132 amino acids)
Source: RefSeq, a predicted model, not a curated record
AUAUCAAUUCUUGAAAUAUAUGUUUUAAAUGUUCAUCCUCAUCCAAAUCCACCAACUGUUUCAUCAUCUUCUUUAUCUCUCCCAAUCUUCUUGGCAAUCUCAAGACUGUGUGUUGUGUUUCAUCUGAAAUCACAUUGAACAUGGCUUCCAGAGCAACAGCUCACUGGAGAAGCAUUCUUUCAAGAUAUCAGAAUGCCAGGCUGAUUUCUACAAGCACUCAAUUCAAGAUGCAGCCCCAUGCAUCAGCCCAUGGAGGAGCUGUUGCUGCUGCAGGAUCGUUAAGAACAUUUAAAACAGAUUAUAUACCAAUAUACACUCUGUUUGGGAUGAUACUUUUGGCUGUGUCUCUGGGGACUUUGAAUGUGAAGCAUGAGCUGGUGCAUUGCCCCAGUGUCUUUGUGAACAAAAAGAAAAGGAAGACAGUCCCUGAAGUGGAGAACUCAGAACUUGUGAUGCAGAAAUCUGAGGAUUUUGUAAAUAAGAGCAUUUUCAGGAAACUGGGGCAGAGAGAGUUUCAGAUUAUGAAGCCAAUGCCUUAGAUCUUCCCAUAGAGAAGUCCAUAGUACUCUUAAUAAUUGGAUGCUUCUGUCUUAUAUCCUUACAGAGAUAAUUAUGUGUGAAUGUUUGGCUUGUGUCUGUAAAUAAAAGUAUGCAAUCAUAUUUAUAUAUUAUCCACUUUCAGGAGAGUGGGGCAGAGGGAGUCUCAGAUCAUGAAGCCAAUGCCUUGAGCAUACAGAUCUUCAUAUAGAUAAGUCCAUAGUAUUUGAUGAUUUUAUGGUUUUCUCUUAUGUCAUUACUGAACUACUUAUGUAUGAAUGUUUGGUGUUGUGUCUGUAAGUAAGUAAUAAUAUGCAAUCAUGUUUAUAUAA